AUGACGUCAUCUACCAGUAAACCAAAAGUGCAGACUGAGGAGGAGAUAAUUGAAGGAUUCAAUCGUCUGCGUUAUGAGCAGAGGACAAUCGGUAGCAAAAUUAAUGAUCUAGAACUUGAUCAACGUGAGCACAAUAUGGUCAUCAAAGUGUUACAGUCUGUUGAACCUACUCGAAAGUGUAUGCGAAUGAUAGACAAUGUGUUAAUUGAACGCCAGGUGAAAGAUAUUCUUCCAGAUCUGGAAGCCAAUGUGCAAAAAAUGUCUGAGUGUAUUGAAACUUUGUCAAAACAGUUCGAAGCGAAAGGCCGUGAGCUCCAAAGAUAUAAAGCUGAGCAUAAGAUAAGAAUUGCUGGUGAAAAGGAGCCUUCAGAAUCAGAAAAGAAAAAUACUGUUUCUUCAUCAUCAACAUCUGGUGUCUUGGUGUCCUGAAACAUUUUACUGUAUAUAACAUAUAUAUCUGUAAAAUGUAAUCAGAAAUAUAUAUUAUACUCCAAAUUUACAAAGCGAAACUAAUUCAUUCCCAUCUUUGCAAGGAAAACUAUUAAUAAAACACUAUUUUCUUUUGAAUAAAUGUUUGUCUUCUUUUUACAUGCUACAGGGGGAUACCUUUUUCUAUAUUUAGUUAAUAUAUCUCAAUGCAUAUCUCGUCGUAUAUUUCAUUUGAUGACUUCAGGUAUGUAGAUAAAGAAACAUGACUAAAUUACUGACAUAUUAAUUCUUCAG
Messenger RNA from Trichobilharzia szidati, 723 nucleotides. The record is from the annotation of a GenBank genome assembly. NCBI's taxonomy places the organism in Eukaryota, Metazoa, Platyhelminthes, Trematoda, Strigeidida, Schistosomatidae.